UUGGUGAUGGAUGGGGGUGAUAAGGGAUGCCAGGAAUGGAGGUAGGGGAAGGAUGGAUGGAUGGAUGGAUGGAUGGAUGGAUGGAUGGAUGGAUGGAUGGACAAAUGGACACAAGCUCAUUUUGACCAAAGCCUUUCCUCAAGAGCCCUACGGAUGCCGAUCUCCCUUCGGUUUCUUCUUCCUUUGGAUUUUGGGAGUUCCUGACCCGCUCAUCGCAACCCCUGUGGCUCCACAUCCCCGCCUGGCUCCCUCACAGGUGAAAGUCUCCUCCUCCACCCCAAACAAGGCGAUAUUUCUUUGUGGGGUCAACUGGGUUGAAAAACCAUUUUCAAAACCCCCCAAAGCCGCCGCUGAGCUCCAUGGCUGGGGCUCCCUUGGCACCGAGAACGUCCCUGACAUCCGGGCGGCAGCCGGAGCAUCUGUGCCGGAGGGCUCGGGGUGGCGGUGGGGAGGGAGAGAGGAAAUCUGGAACCCAUAAGCUCCAGAGCCGCCGGCGUUCCCCUGCAUUGGUCUGCGCCUGGUCCGCCCCCGCCCCGCUCGCCCUAUCAGCAGGAGCCGUUCCCGAAGUCAUCCCAGCGCCCUCCUCUCCUGGCCCAAAGGAGAAGCCAAGGAGCUCCUCGGAGGGCUCUGCGGGGCUUGGGGCGCCCGGGGAGCCCCGAGGGCGAACGCUCCGGGCCGCGCCUCGGGAGCCCAGGGAGCCGAGGAGAUGAAGGAGGAAAACCUUUCCCCGGAGUCCCCCGAGGGCAGCGCGGCCACCAGCGAGGACGAGGCCGAGCGGCCUCCCAGGAAAAGCGGCCGCAAGCGCGGGCAGGGCCCCGGCGGAGCCCCCUCGCCGCAGGGCAAGCGCGGCCGGCGCAGUCCGGCCCCGCAGCCCCCCGAGGACGCCCACGCCCAGCGCGUCAUCGCCAACGUGCGGGAGCGCCAGCGCACCCAGUCCCUCAACGACGCCUUCGCCGAGCUGCGCAAGAUCAUCCCCACGCUGCCCUCGGACAAGCUCAGCAAGAUCCAGACGCUCAAGUUGGCCGCUCGCUACAUCGACUUCCUGUGCCAGGUGCUGCAGAGCGACGAGCUGGACCACAAGGUCGCCACCAGCUGCAACUUCCUGGCCCACGAGAGGCUGAGCUACGCCUUCUCCGUGUGGAGGAUGGAGGGCGCCUGGUCCAUGUCGGCGUCCCACUGAGCCGGGUCUCCGCCUCGAUGGAAGCAGCUCCAGCACCCAAAACCCCACGGGAGCCUCCCUGGAGAGAGGAGGGAACGAGCCCCAGACCCCCGACAGCCCCAGGGACCCCAAAAACUUUAGGAACGAGCGCGAGGGAGCCGCAGCAGGAGCUGCUUUGGGCUGGUUCGGGGCUGUGAUUUAUUUUGGGCUCGCAGGUAAGGAACGGAUUGAUCCCAAUUCCCUCCUCCGGGACUGCCGGGAAGCCGAGCCCUUCCCCGAGCAGGAAAAUUCCUCCAGGAUGAGGGGAGAGGGACGGGCUGGAGCCCCCCAAGGAGCCCUCCCUGGACCUCGGGGGUCGCCCCCUCUGUCAUCCCGCUCCGAAGGCUCCAUGGGACGUUCCCGUGGAUGAGGAUCCGGGGGGAUUUGGGGGCUGCUGACCCCCCCCAGGCACCCCCAGCCACUCCUGCCCUGCAGAUGGAGCCUCAUGAACCCCUUGGUGGAACCUCCCAAUUCCUUGGGAUUUACUGGAAUCGAGGCUGGAGACGGAGCCGCCGGGAAUUUUGGGGAUUUUGGGGCCGUUUUGGGAACUCUGAGGGGGUUUGGGCUCUUUUGGGGGCGCAGAGAGGGCGGGGAAAGGAACAAUGGAGGUGUUGGGGUGACCAAAACGACCCCAAUAAAGCCCAGGGGGAAUUUUCCAGGGUUCAAUCCUUGUUUUUCCUAUGGAAACGGUGCUGCCGGGUCCCCCCUGCACCUCCCUCGGCUGGGCUGCUUUUAUUGGAAUCAGGCAAAAAAAAAAAUCAGGUUUUUUUGCCUGUAAUGGCAGAAAAAAGAGGGGGAAAAUCCCUUCCAGGGAGGCUGCACAGGCCUGAGCUCCCAAAUAUUCCAUGGGAGAGGAAUUUCUGUUGUGAUCCUCCACGGAGGAGCCACAGGAAGGCCCAGAGUGACUUUUUCUACCCAAUUCCCUAUUUUUACGUGCAGUGGGAGUGGAUUCCCUGCUCCGGGGAGUCGAUUGCAGCCUUCAAAGAACUCUGGAGGUGCUUAAAAAACUGAAAAUUCCAUUAAAAACUCCAUGUGGUGGCUUCGUUCAGUGCCUCACAGGAAGGAUUUUACAGCUGAGAAACAAAAUCGGCUUCAGAAGUUAAAACCUUCUUUCCAAAAAGAAUAAAUUGUGCUUGAAAAAUAAAGGGCAAAAACCUAUCUGUGGAGUGAGACUCCAGUUUCCAACCAAUUUUUUUUUUUUUUCAAAAGGUGAAAUAUAUUUUUCAAAAAUAUUUUCAAGUAUUUUGGUGCAUCUUGUUUGUUUAAAAAAUAAAUCCCUGCAUUUUAAACGAGCCAAAAAAUUUUAAAACGAGCCAAAACCCCUUAAAACGAGGAAAACAUCAUCCUAGUGACCCUUCUGACCCAUUUUUGGGGGGAGAAACCCACAAAAAAAUCUGUGAGUGGUGGAUUCCUCCCGGUAAAUUCCAGCAGGAUGGAGCUUGGGAAGUCCCUCCAUCCCCCCCCACCCCGAGACCCCCACCCAGAGACCCCCACUCUGAACCACACCAAGGGGUUUGAUUCCUUUUUUUUUUUUCUUUUAAAACUUCAUUUUUGUUUUUGUUUUGUUUUGUUUUU
Molecule: messenger RNA, 2773 nt
Organism: Onychostruthus taczanowskii (white-rumped snowfinch)
Lineage: Eukaryota; Metazoa; Chordata; Aves; Passeriformes; Passeridae
Product: twist-related protein 2-like
Exons: 2
Coding region: 707-1180 (157 amino acids)
Biological process (GO): developmental process; regulation of transcription by RNA polymerase II
Molecular function (GO): RNA polymerase II transcription regulatory region sequence-specific DNA binding; protein dimerization activity; DNA-binding transcription factor activity, RNA polymerase II-specific
Source: RefSeq, a predicted model, not a curated record